Messenger RNA from Exophiala mesophila, 2172 nucleotides. RefSeq lists its product as uncharacterized. The coding region runs from base 1 to 2172 and encodes 723 amino acids. Gene Ontology annotation, cellular component: nucleus. NCBI's taxonomy places the organism in Eukaryota, Fungi, Ascomycota, Eurotiomycetes, Chaetothyriales, Herpotrichiellaceae. The record is from RefSeq and is a predicted model, not a curated record. Gene Ontology annotation, biological process: chromatin remodeling; regulation of DNA-templated transcription. The transcript has a single exon. Gene Ontology annotation, molecular function: ATP-dependent H2AZ histone chaperone activity.
AUGUCUGAUGAAGACCCCCCUGCCGAUACUCCUCAACUCUCCGAUUCGGAGUUGAGCCAAGAUGAAUCCGAUGAAGAGCCAAUCGAGUCUCUGGUGGCUGGCCGCGAGCGACGGAAGACCGCCGGCAACCGUUACGAUAGAGACUUGGUCUUGGAAGAAUCCCAACUAGAUGAGGAGGAACCGGACGAAGUUACUCUUCUCUUCGCGGAAGAUGGCGAGGAGGAAGACGACGAGUUUAGAAGCGAUGAAGGCGAAGAUGAUGCCGAUAUGUCUUCAAGCGAUGACGAUGAUCAAGGCCCCAACGCAGGCGCUGAUGAUCUGGAAGGGGAAAACGAAUUACAAAAACAGGCCAAAGCAGAAAGAUCCAAGAAGCGAAAGGCAGACCUGGCCUUGACCAGUGUUGCCGGGAUCCGGAAAAAGGCGAAAACUAUUCCUACAAGACCAUCGUUAUCCACGACGGAACCCAAACCAAAGCCAUCGAAGAAGAAAGAAAGAGUCACAUGGAUUCACUCCGAAGGAUCUGGACGGAGCUCACUACGCAAACAAACUAUUGCCCACCGCGCGGAAACCAUCCAGAGGCUGAGAGAAAGUGAAGCGCAAAGCAAGAAACUCAAGGCUCUGAAGGAGAAACGAGACAGGCAAAGAGCGGAGGAUGCGCCAAAAGAACUUACGCAGGCUGACCGACUAGCCGAGGCCGCUAGGGUGGAGAGACAGAAUGCGAAGAGUCUGAAUCGAUGGGAAACUAUGGAGAAGAAGAGACAGGAAGAACAGGCAGCAAAGUUGGCGGCACUGAAAAACAGAAAACUCGACGGGCCUGUACUCACAUACUGGAGCGCAAAAAUGAAAUGGGUCCCGCCAAAGCCUGGACGGUAUGGUGUCAAGGAGCCUGAAAUUGUGCAAGAAGGUGUCAAGAAGAAGCCAGGGCGCAAAACAAAGGCAUUUCUUGAAGAACAGGCGGCUGCCAAAAGAGCAGAAGAGGCAAAACUAGCUGCAGCAAUGGCACCAGCACAACCAGACACUGGCAACCCGGAUGGAGGUCCAACCCUAGCGACGACUACAGCACCAGAUGGACAAGCAUCAACCCCUGCCGCCCCUGGCAGUCCAGCAAAGGAAAACAAAGAGGCAGCUCCUCCCAACUCAUUGACGGAGACUGUACGUACGGCAGAGGGGAAUCAUGAAAAAGUGGACAAAGCUGCCGAUUCCACUACUUCGGCUACAAACCCUACAGACGCGGCACCCGUCAUGGCCGCAGAGAAGGUUCCGGCUUCUUCUGAGAGUAGACCAGAAACCAAAGAUGUGUCCAAUACUAAAACGCCGUCACAACAAGACGACUCAUUCCUAACGGGAAUUCACGAAUUUGCAGCCAUGGAGGGAGAAGAUCAGACCUCAAAGGCCAAUGACGCAGCUCAAGAGCCAAAGACCCAAAAAGCGGACGGAAAUGAACAAGCUUCGGAUGUUGCGAUGCCAGAUGCAGAAUCGACAACGCCAGGGGGAGAUGGAGAAAAGGCAGCCCCUAAGGAUGCCCCUAAGGAUGGCCCAGUGAAAACAGGAGCGGAUGGGCAGAGUUCAGAACCAUCAAACCUGCCACAUCCACCAGAUCCCAAGCCUGUUGAUGCCAGUAGCAAGGCGAACGAGGCGACGACCACCAAAUCGCAAGUCGCGUCAGAAGCGUCUAAUCCAGCACCAGAGACGGAGAAGUCAGAAAGUGCCCCCGAGGAAGCCUCAAAGCCUUCACAGGAAGCUCCUGAUGCGCCGGUGAUCAAAUCAGAGCCGUCAAAUCCCUCUCAGCUUCAGGAUGUGGAAAUGGUCGACUCCAAAGCAGAAGAAGAACCUGAACCAAUACCCGAGGACACUACACGGAAUGUGAUGAUUUUGGAGAAGUUCGACGUUCUCUCAUCAGAUGCGCGCCAGGAAUUCUCGGUGUUCUACAGCCAGAAAAAAGCAACAAGCAAGACGGUGAAACGCAGCCAAGAGCUGUGUCCCAUCACAACCUUGCCUGUCAAGUAUCGAGACCCGAGUACAGGGAUCGGGUACGGCAAUGCGACGGCGUAUAAGAAGCUGCGAGAUUUGAGACAUCACAAAUUCGCAUGGAGUAGCAUGUUGGGUUGUUAUGUUGGCGGCAGUGAGCAACCACCUGCCCGUGGAGUUCCAGAGGGUUUCUUAGGGACCUGA